UUUGGAAGAUGCCUAGAUAUGAUGAUCGUUACGGGAACACUCGUCUGUACGUUGGACACUUAUCAUCCAGAACUCGUACCAGAGACCUUGAACGCCUUUUCAACAGAUACGGAAGGUCUCUGGGAUUUUGCCUAAACCUGGAGGUGUUUUGAUGAUUGGUGUUUGAUGAUUGGGUGGUCUUGGCGGAAAUUCUCGCCAGGUGUAUAGAGGGCGCCUCGGCGGCUCUGUUUGUAGUGUGUUUUUUACUAAGUGUUUUGAUGGAACAUGGAGAAUCAGUCUCUAAAAUGGUGUUUAGCAAUACCGUAAAGUAACGAUGGCCUUACCUUUUCUGCCAACAAUUUCUUUCUCAGAGUGCGAGAUGUGGAUAUGAAGCGGGAUUAUGCUUUUGUUGAGUUUAGUGAUCCCCGUGAUGCUGAUGACGCGAGACAUUACUUGGAUGGAAGAGACUUUGACGGAAGUCGCAUCACCGUGGAGUUUUCAAGAGGGGCACCUCGUGGCUCUCGGGAUUAUGACAGCAGAGGCCCACCUCCUGGAGCAGGUCGCUGCUUUAACUGUGGUGUUGACGGUCAUUGGGCCCGAGACUGCACUGCAGGAGACUGGAAGAACAAGUGUUACCGCUGUGGUGAAAGAGGACAUAUUGAGAGAAACUGCAAGAACAGUCCCAAGAAGCUCAGGCGGAGUGGAAGCUACUCCAGGUCACCUGUAAGAUCCCGUUCUCCUCGCCGUAGAAGAAGCCCGAGCCGUAGCAGGAGUCUUAGCCGUAGCCGGAGCUACAGCCGAUCAAGAUCCCCUGUGAAAAGAAGAGAGAGAAGUGAAGAGGAGAGGUCUCGCAGUCCGAAGAGAAUGGAGGACUCUCUAUCGCCAAGAGGCAGAGACCGUAGUCCGAUUAUGGAUGAUGAAGGUAGCCCAAGGAUUAUAGACGGGAGCCCUCCACCUUCUCCAAAGCUUGAAAAGCCAGCAGGAUCAGACCAUGAUGGUGGUAGCAGCCCUCAAGACAAUGGGAAUGGCAGAAACACUGUUGCCAGUCCCGUUGUGGGACGUGACAGUCCGAGAGAGGACAGAAGCCCCGUUGAUGAUGAUUACGAGGCCAACCGUGCUUCCCCUAGAGGAAGCGAGUCACCUUGACUUUGAUGGCUCAUGGCCUCAGGGUUGCAGGUGCUCUAGCAUGUUGUACUAUUGAAUCAGACUGCCCCCCAGAUAUUUCCUUUCUCUUUUAUGUAUGUUUGCUUUGGAUCUUCUUGAGUUCAUGUUGUCAGGAGUUCUUUCUUUUUACCCUGUUGAGAUGAUGGUUAAAAACUUGUAGGACAUAAAUUGCUAGCUUUUCAUUUUCAGACAAUUUUCAAA
Brassica oleracea var. oleracea is the source of this 1344-nucleotide messenger RNA. RefSeq names its product serine/arginine-rich splicing factor RS2Z33. The record is from RefSeq and is a predicted model, not a curated record. Gene Ontology annotation, molecular function: mRNA binding; zinc ion binding. Gene Ontology annotation, biological process: mRNA splicing, via spliceosome. Bases 367 to 1125 code for a protein of 252 amino acids. The transcript has 6 exons. Gene Ontology annotation, cellular component: nuclear speck. NCBI's taxonomy places the organism in Eukaryota, Viridiplantae, Streptophyta, Magnoliopsida, Brassicales, Brassicaceae.